CAUCCAUUUGCGCUUACACACGACGGAAAACUCACAAUGGGUAAAACUAAAGGACUCGUUGCGCCGGUGAAGAAGGUUGAUCCUAGCUUGGAUGCUUUGUUUGCUACCAGUGUUGGUCCAGCGAAGCCCCGCCCAGCUGCGAAAUACUCCGAGCCCCUACCGACAAAGUCCAAGAAGGCGCCAGUACCUUCCAAGAAAGAGGAGGAAGUUCAGGACGAGGGCGAUGACGAGGAACUGAGCGAGCUUGACGAAGAAUACGAUUCCGAGGUCGGCAUUGGAGAGGAUGACGAAGACGACGAGGCUGUAGACGACAGUGACAGCGAAGACGAAGCCCUCGAGACCCUCGAAGCUGUUGUGAAACAAGGAAAGGUCCCGGAAGAAGAUGGACGGAAACGGAAGCGCAAGCAACCCGACCAGCACGACAAUCUCGAACACAAAUACCUGUCGAAGUUGGCGGAGGACGAUGAAGAGCCGGCUGGCAAGCGUCUUAAGGCCGACGAGCAAUCCGGAGAAAAGAAGGAUACCGCCAAGGCCGAGAAGAAGGACGACGACGACAGCGAGUCUGCGGAUGAGGUCCCCGUUCACGAAUCGCUAGCGCCCGAUGCUGCCCAGAACGAGAUUGAGAAGGCCAACCGCACCGUCUUCCUCAGCAAUGUCGCCGUUGAAGCCGUCACCUCUCGUUCGGCCAAAAAGACCUUGAUGAAGCACCUGGCUUCAGUGCUGGACAAGGAGGCGAAGCCUGCGCAAAAGGUUGAGUCGAUACGGUUCCGCUCGACUGCCUUCGCUACCGCUGCUAUUCCCAAGCGCGCCGCUUAUAUCAAGAAGUCCGUGAUGGAGGCCACUACGAAAUCGACAAACGCCUAUGUUGUUUACAGCACCCCUGCGGCCGCUCGUCUUGCCUGCUCGAAACUCAACGGCACAAUUGUGUUGGAUCGCCACAUCCGUGUCGACAGCGUUGCCCAUCCUGCCCCGGUAGACCACAAGCGCUGCGUCUUCGUCGGCAACCUUGGUUUUGUGGAUGACGAGACAGUAUUGCAGGUGAAGGUAGACGAAGACGGUAAGGAGGUGACCGAGAAGAAGAAGCGGACAAAGCAGCCUAUGGACGUCGAGGAAGGUCUCUGGCGGGUAUUCGGUAAAGAGGGCGGCAAAGUUGAGAGCGUUCGUGUGGUCCGCGACCCUGUCACCCGUGUCGGCAAGGGCUUCGCCUAUGUUCAGUUCUGCGAUGAAAACGCCGUCGAGUCAGCCAUCCUCCUCAACGGCAAGAAAUUCCCGCCCAUGCUCCCCCGCGAGCUACGCGUCAGCCGCUGCAAGGCCCCUCACAAGACCCUGCGUGCCAUCGAAGCCAAGAAGCUCAAGGCGCAGGGUGCCGUUCCGGAAACUAUGAAGAAAGGCAACAACGGAAAGAAGGGUCCUGGCUCCAAGAAAUCCGACUACGCCCCCAAGAUCUCCGCCGAAGCCAAGACCAUCGCCGGCCGCGCCGAGAAGCUCCUCGGCAAGUUCACUGCCAGACAGGUCAUCGGCUCCGACAAGAAGAAGACUUUCAACAAGCAGGACAGAUACCAGGCCAACCAAAGGAGGAAUCACGCCUCGGGCGCCAACACGGAGGCGACCGGCCCCAGAGUCCCGGGCGCCUACAAGUCCCCCGAGAGUUUCAUUCUCGAGGGUAAGCGUGCUAGUGCGGCAGAUGGAAAACCUAAGGAUCUCAAGUUCAAGGGCGCCAAGAAGAAUAAGGCGCCGAAUGCGGGUGGUGGUAAGAAGAAGACUGGUCGUGCUGCUGCGAGGGCUUCGAAGUGGAAGGUUCAAGGGAAGGGGAAGAAAUAAGUGCUAGGCCAUUUGCCUGAUGUUAAGAGUUGUUUGCUGGUAUAGAGCCAACGGGCAGCAGCCGGCGUGGUGCGGGUGCGCGCGUUUCAGCCCGGUGCGGCCCGUGGAUUUUGAAGCUUUAAGAAAAGGAGUAGAAUUCGAAAGUGAAUAGAAGCCUUCGAUUCAUGACGCACGCAUGUAUGGGUAGGAUAGGAUAGGCUGUAAUGCAGUCAUCG
Neurospora tetrasperma FGSC 2508 is the source of this 2036-nucleotide messenger RNA. RefSeq names its product nucleolar protein 12. The transcript is spliced from 4 exons. NCBI's taxonomy places the organism in Eukaryota, Fungi, Ascomycota, Sordariomycetes, Sordariales, Sordariaceae. The coding region runs from base 37 to 1821 and encodes 594 amino acids. The record is from RefSeq and is a predicted model, not a curated record. Gene Ontology annotation, molecular function: RNA binding.